ACUAUACGUGCAAGCGACGCAUAAACUAACUGCACAAUUCAGCAGAAAAGCAAAAUUACUUGCAACAAUUGCCUCUCGUAUCACACAAAUGGCCGAAUUUUCCGUAGAACGCGUGGAAGACAAACGAUUGGUAAACGGUCGCACCGAAUAUUAUUUAAAGUGGAAGGGCUAUCCACGCAGUGAAAAUACUUGGGAGCCUGUGGAAAAUCUUGAUUGCCCCGACCUAAUAUCAACCUUCGAGGAGUCGCUGAAAACGAAGAAGGAGCCCAAGAAGCGCGUAGCAACAGUCUCCACACCAGAAAACAUUCGCAGCAAGCGCAAAUCAUUUAUGGAAGACGAAACCGAAGAGACCCGUAAGCUGAUCGGCUUUGAGCGCGGUUUGGUGCCGUCAAAGAUACUCGGCGCUACCGACUCGCUGGGCCAACUCAUGUUCCUGAUGAAGUGGAAGGGCAGCGAUCAUGCAGAUCUGGUGUCUGCCAAAGUUGCCAACGAGCGCUGCCCACAGGUUGUGAUUUCGUUCUACGAGGAGCGCCUCACCUGGCACACUGGCAAUGGCAACGGCACUGGUGGCGCUGAUGGCGACGGCAUGGGCUGCAGCGGCUCUGGAACUGGCACUAACCCAGGCAGCGUCGAGACUCCUGGGGGCAGCACUGCUGGCGGACCGGACGAGGAGGAGGAAGAGGAGGCCGAGGCUGAGGCCGAGCCGGAGGCAGAACCAGAAGCGGGGCCCGAGGUCGAGGCCAGUCCUGCCGACAGCACCAAUAACGAUGAUAACCAGCUUGGAGUCGGUGAUGCCGACGACUAAACCAAUUCGAAAUAAUCUAGCAUUGUAUACAAAACAUAAACAUAGAAAUUAGUUUACCAAUU
This is a messenger RNA of Drosophila subobscura, 867 nucleotides long. RefSeq names its product chromobox protein homolog 3-like. The transcript has 2 exons. Gene Ontology annotation, cellular component: pericentric heterochromatin; nucleus. The record is from RefSeq and is a predicted model, not a curated record. Gene Ontology annotation, molecular function: chromatin binding. NCBI's taxonomy places the organism in Eukaryota, Metazoa, Arthropoda, Insecta, Diptera, Drosophilidae. Gene Ontology annotation, biological process: negative regulation of transcription by RNA polymerase II; chromatin organization. The coding region runs from base 89 to 805 and encodes 238 amino acids.